Messenger RNA from Oryzias latipes (Japanese medaka), 5634 nucleotides. Its product is annotated as solute carrier family 12 member 7. Gene Ontology annotation, cellular component: plasma membrane. The record is from RefSeq and is a predicted model, not a curated record. Gene Ontology annotation, biological process: chloride transmembrane transport; cell volume homeostasis; chemical synaptic transmission. NCBI's taxonomy places the organism in Eukaryota, Metazoa, Chordata, Actinopteri, Beloniformes, Adrianichthyidae. Gene Ontology annotation, molecular function: potassium:chloride symporter activity.
AUUUUGUUUACCUGGAGGAAACCUGAGACAGCUACUCGCCUUAGGGAGUGACGAGGAAACCAACUCCUAGAGACCGGAAAAAACAAAAACAAAUGAUUCUCAUUUGGGGGUUAACUUGGUUCUGGCGUCACACCCCUCACUUUGGUUGAAAGGCAUGAGAGGGAAAAGUGGGACCAUCUGACAAAAGGGAGGAGCUUCAGGAAUUUACCACGUCUGGGAUCUGUUCAGAUGGUAAACAGAGGGUCACAUGGGGCAAUAGCCUUGGAGCUAUGUGAAAAAAAAGGGAGGGAAAAGAACAAGGAAGGAGAAGAGUGUCGGAAUACACUGAGGAACUUUGGCCUGCCUCAUGUGCAGGAGGCGGUCCUUUCACCCUCGGUUGAGAGGACGCCACAAAGACUGAGGAAACAAAGAGUGGAGUAAGUGCCAUGUUGUGGUUGGACUUUAAAACACAUUUUCCUUAACUUCCUAAAGCCUCUCUAGCUGGGGUGAAAGUUCGGCAGAAGACACAUUCUCGGUACUCAGCAUCCGGUGCGUCCUCUGAGCUGUUUUUGGGAGCAAAGAUGCCCACAAACUUCACUGUUGUGCCCGUGGAGGAUGACAGCAGCAACAAUGGAGCUUCUGCUGCUGCUGCUUCUGCUGCUGCUUCUGCUGCUGCUGAGGAGAGUAAACCUGUCAGUUUUGACAACAUCUUUCAGGAAGCGAAAAGCGUGGACAGCAUUCAGGAACUUCAUCCAGGGGAUGAAAGUCAGAGAGAGACAACUCCAUUUCUCAACUCAGACGACGACGGACAAAUCUCUUAUGACGGCAAAAACAUGGCUCUGUUUGAGGAGGAAAUGGACAGCACUCCUAUGGUGUCGUCUCUUCUCAACAAACUGGCCAAUUACACCAACUUGACACAAGGCGUCCGCGAGCACGAAGAGGCCGAGGAUGGAAACAGAAGAGCCCCUGUCGUGAUCCCCCAAAUGGGAACGUUCAUCGGCGUUUACCUGCCCUGCCUGCAGAACAUUCUGGGAGUGAUCCUUUUCCUGCGCCUCACUUGGAUUGUCGGGGCAGCGGGAAUCCUGGGGUCUUUCGCCAUUGUCUCUAUGUGUUGCAUUUGUACUUUUCUCACUGCAAUUUCAAUGAGCGCCAUAGCAACCAACGGAGUUGUACCAGCUGGAGGAUCAUACUACAUGAUCUCCAGAUCUUUGGGCCCAGAAUUUGGGGGAGCAGUUGGUCUCUGUUUCUACCUGGGAACCACUUUUGCUGGAUCUCUGUACAUCCUGGGUACCAUAGAGAUUCUGCUGAUCUACAUUGUUCCAACAGCUACAGUGUUCAAAGACAACACUGAAGACGCCAAGCACAACAACAUGCGUGUCUACGGCACUUGCUGUCUUCUCCUCAUGGCGCUAGUUGUGUUUGUGGGAGUGAAGUAUGUGAACAAGCUGGCUCUUGUGUUUCUAUCCUGUGUGAUUCUAUCCAUCAUGGCCACCUACGCAGGAGCUAUAAAGACCCUGAUUGAACCGCCGGAGUUUAGCGUCUGCCUGUUGGGGAACCGCUCUCUAAAGAAUGAAAUGUUUGAAAAGUGUGCCAAGGUGGAGAUCAUAAAAAACAGAACCGUCCCCACCAAGCUCUGGGACAUCUUCUGCGACGGCCAUUAUCCCAACGCCACCUGUGACGAAUACUUUACCUUAAAUAAUUUAACAGAGAUACAAGCCAUACCUGGGCUGCUGAGUGGGGUCAUCAAAGAAAACCUAUGGAGCAAUUACGGUCCAGCUAGAGAGGUAAUAGAGAAGCAAAACCAGCCCUCAGUACCAGCUCCAACCCCAAAGACUGACAAAGAGCAAAACUAUGUCUUCAGUGACAUCGCUACUUUCUUCACGCUGCUGGUGGGGAUCUACUUCCCAUCUGUAACAGGUAUAAUGGCGGGUUCAAACAGAUCAGGUGAUCUCAGAGAUGCUCAGAGGUCCAUCCCAGUGGGAACCAUCCUGGCCAUUCUUACCUCUUCUUUCAUCUACAUCUCUUUCGUGGUCUUGUUUGGAGCUUGCAUUGAAGGAGUGGUCCUGAGAGACAAGUUUGGAGAGUCAAUAAAGAGGACACCUGUGAUAGGUGUUCUGGCAUGGCCAUCCCCCUGGGUGAUUGUGAUUGGAUCAUUUUUCUCCUGCUGUGGUGCAGGUCUGCAGAGCCUCACUGGCGCCCCCCGGCUCUUGCAGGCUAUCGCUCGUGAUGGGAUUAUCCCAUUCUUACAGGUUUUCGGUCAUGGGAAGGCUAAUGGAGAGCCCACUUGGGCCCUUCUGCUGACAGUUGGAAUCUGUGAGAUAGGAAUCCUCAUCGCCUCUCUGGAUGAUGUAGCACCCAUCCUGUCUAUGUUUUUCCUCAUGUGUUAUCUUUUUGUCAACUUGGCCUGUGCUGUUCAGACUCUACUCUGUACCCCAAACUGGAGACCUCGCUUUAAGUUCUAUCACUGGACUCUGUCCUUUCUGGGAAUGAGUCUCAGCCUUUCCCUCAUGUUCAUCUGCUCCUGGUACUAUGCUCUGGUUGCCGUGGUGAUAGCAGGAUGCAUCUACAAAUACAUUGAAUACAGAGGGGCAGUGAAAGAAUGGGGCGACGGGAUCAGGGGCUUGUCCUUGAAUGCAGCGCGGUACGCUCUUAUCCACCUUGAGGAAGCACCACUGCACACCAAAAACUGGAGACCACAGCUGCUAGUUUUGUGUAAGCUGGACUCAGACCUGGCGGUGAAGCAUCAUCGUCUGCUGUCCUUCACAUCGCAGCUGAAAGCAGGGAAGGGGCUGACCAUCGUCUGCUCGGUACUCGAGGGCACUUACAUGACCCACAAGGAGGACGCCAAGACUGGCGAGCAGAACCUCAAAACAGCCAUGGCAGCAGAGAAGAUGAAAGGUUUCUCCCAUGUCGUCGUGUCGUCCAGCCUGCGGGACGGGUUCUCCAUAAUGAUCCAGUCUGCAGGACUGGGAGGAAUGAAGCACAAUGCAGUCCUCAUGGCUUGGCCAGCAGGCUGGAAACAGGCCCAGGAUUCCUCUGCAAGGAAGAACUUUAUAGAGACAGUCAGAGAGACGACAUCAGCGCAUCAGGCUCUGCUGGUUGCUAAAAACAUUGAUCGUUUCCCUGACAACCAAGAGCGUCUGAAGGAGGGAACCAUCGACGUGUGGUGGAUCGUACAUGAUGGUGGACUGCUCAUGUUGCUGCCUUUCUUGCUCAUGCAGCACAAGGUGUGGAGGAAGUGCCGAAUGCGUAUCUUCACCGUGGCCCAGAUGGAUGACAACUCCAUCCAGAUGAAGAAGGACCUGGAGACAUUCCUCUACCAUCUUCGCCUGGAUGCAGUGGUGGAGGUGGUGGAAAUGCAUGACAGCGAUAUCUCAGCUUUCACCUACGAGAAGACACUGAUGAUGGAGCAGAGAUCCCAAAUGCUCAAACAGAUGCAGCUGUCCCGCACAGAGAGGGAAAGAGAGAUUCAGAGCAUCACUGAUGUAUCACGUGGUUCCAUAAAGAGGAGGAAGUGGACCGGUGUUGUUGGCGGCUCCCCUUUUCAGACCCAGAGCAUUCCAGAGGACGAGGCCCAGCUGAUUCAUGACAGAAACACAGCCUCUCAUUCUGCAACGAACGACAAAGCUGCAGGUUCAGCGCCGGAUCGCGUCCACAUGACGUGGACCAAAGACAAGCUGCUAAACGAGAGGAACAAACAGAGAGAAGGCAUGGCGGUUAAGGAUAUGUUUAACAUGAAACCUGAGUGGGAGAGCCUGAGCCAGUCCAAUGUGCGGAGGAUGCACACAGCUGUGAAGCUAAAUGAAGUUGUGGUCAAGAACUCCCACAAUUCAGAACUGGUCUUGCUCAACAUGCCGGGCCCACCCAAGAAUAAGAAAGGAGAUGAAAACUAUAUGGAGUUCCUGGACGUUCUAACGGAUGGCCUAGAACGCGUCUUAUUGGUUCGUGGAGGAGGUCGAGAGGUCAUUACCAUCUACUCUUAGCGCCGAAAGAACAUAUUUUAUUAUUUUGAUUUAAAGCUAGAAGAACACAGCUGGGCUGAAGAAAAUCGAGGGGUUUGAAACCAUGAGGAAAGACAGAGAACACAGAUUCUCACUGCCAACGAACGAACAGACUGAUAGAAGACAAUUUGCCACUUAAUAUUUUGGAGCAAAGUGAUCAUUCAGGACGAAAAAACUGAGUUCACACACCCUGAUUUCAGUGCUCUUUCAUCAAAACCAGAGGGCUCAGUGGUGGUGGAAGAACCAACAUCUGCACGGCUGCCUUCAUUUCCUUGUUUUCCAAAACAAUGUGUCAGUGUUCCUCACUGGAGUAUGUCCUUCUGUCUUCGCUCCCUUGUUAAAAGUGUAUUUUUGUGCAAAAGCUGCCAUGGAAACAGUCGGUUUCACUGCCAACUGCAGACCAAAUGUAAAGGAACAUUGUUAAAUUGCAAUACUGCAAGUAACAUUUGAUCUGCAUGCUGUAGAAAAAUAUUGUGCAAUCUAAUGAUAGUGUGACCUACCCUAAUUGUAUAGAUUAUAUAUUUUAUGUAUAUUUUUUGGAAUAAGUUUUCAUCAUUUUUGACUUAAACACAACUGUAUCAAGUAUGCGUAAAAAGAGGUUUAUUUUUACGGCAUUUAAACUAUUGAAAUUGAUUUUUUUAUAACAGCAAAUUUUUAACAAAAGUGUCAAUUCGUUUCAAGAAUUGCAUUGAAACUGUUUAUUAUUGUUGUUUUUUUUAUUCUUUUUUAAUCUAGCAACAAUACAAAAAAUGAAAGCAUAUGACACAUGUGUAUAUAAUAAAAAUGUGAAGGAAAGAAAAGUAUUGUUGUUUUCCGUUUAAUAAAGCCAUAAGAUGAGAACAUCAAGUAUUUUGAGACUCGUGUGACCGGCAGGAUCAUGUGGUUUUGCACUCAGGAAUCCAAAUGAAAAAAACAAAAUUGUGCGUCUGCUCAACUUCAUUGCACAUGUUGUUUGUUUCGAUUUUAAAGGUGACUGAAUAAGAAUAAUUAUGAACUUGUGCGUGUAUGAACAGGAUAAAACUGUGCUAUUAUAAUGAAAUGCAGUGUCUCUUGGCACUGGACUUCAGACUCAGACUUGAAUCACACUCACAUGCAGAGAUGUCUCACUUGACUUGACCUCAAUACUUGAGACCUGAAUGUAGUGAGUUUUGAGACUUUUGAACUUGAUAUUUAUUAAGUCUCUUCUAAUUUUAUCUUGCUACAGGACCUGGAUGUCCUUUCUAAAAUUAAAAGCUCUGUUUAAAAUGCAGAAACCCAAACUAACUGCCUGUUAUUGUUUCCACGAGCUGUUUAAAUAAAGUAGAUUGUGAAAAAUUGUGACAGAAAAUUGUUUGUUUUAAACAUGAUUUUUAAUACUAAAAUCUUGACUUGAAAUUUCCAUUCAAGACUUGGCUUAAAUUUGCGAGGUUGCCAUGGUGUAGAGGAAGAGUGGUCUACCUCUGAUCAAAAGGUUGCAGGUUCGGUUCCUGCCCUGCCUGCCCUGUCGACAUGUUCUUGGGCAUAACACUGAACAUUGGUCCCUCUGGUUAUGGUUUGGCAGCAGAGGCGCCAUCACUGUGUCAAUGUGUGUUUGCUGAAUGGGACUGUGACUGUAAAGCACUUUGUGCUGUCGAAGAAGGUGGUAAAACGCAAUAAAAGUACACGAGAUUCCCCA